AUGCUUUUUAUAAUUGGUCGUAUCUUUCGACGGAUGAUGUCUUCUAUUCCUAUUAGUCAUUUUAUUACUUUACCUAAUCGGCCAAUUGUUCAAGAGAAUGGUAAGAUUAGUCAAGAGACACUUAAACUCCAUUAUUGGGAAUGGAAAGGUCAUCAACCGACAAUACUUAUUUGUCAUGGUCUUACAUUGCACGGUCGAUGUUAUGAUCGUAUUAUUAAUGAAGCAUUAUCUGGUUUCCAUGUUAUUUCUCUUGACUUUCGUGGUCAUGGUCAGUCACAAAAACAUCCUCUUCCAUAUCCCUUCCAAUGGUUUGCUGAAGAUGUUUUUCAUUUUAUCGAAAUGCUUAAUCAAUCUAAAAAUGAUCUUCUUGAUAUGAUAUCAAAAAUGGACAAACCUGAACGACUCGGUCAUUGGCCAAAAGAUGUUCUUCGCAAUUAUUGUACAUAUGCUCUUGAUGAGAAUUUUAAACUUCAAUGUACAUCUGAAUUAACAUGGCAUAUUUAUCUAGCAAGUAUGCAACCUGUCUCAAAUAUUUAUCAAAUUAUUAAAGAUUCAAGUUUUGUCCAUAAUAUUCCAAUUCAUGUUGUUCGAGCAUCAAAACCUGUAACGAGUAGUAAUAUUCCACUUCCACCAACGGCAGUUGAUCUUGCUAAAUGGUUCAAAAAAGGACGACAUACACAAUUACAAGAGGAAAAUCAUUCAUUUCCAAUGGAACAACCUGAAAUUGUGAUUAGUUUCAUUAAUUCAAAUCAUGUUCACCUAUUUGGUAAUCAGCAACAAUUAACUAUACCUGAUCAGCAUAAUCAAUUAAUAUCAAUUCCAUAUGUAGAACCUAUGUCUAUUAAUUAUCCAGAAUUACCCAUUGAUCAAGUUACUCUUCCACCACAUUCGCAAACAUUAGUGGAUAUUUCAUGUAAAAUUGAUAAUGAUAAUAAUCUUAUAUUUGAACCGUAUUCAAACAAUGCCCCAAAAUUUAUUUUUAUACCACAUACAUUAUUACACAUUAACAAUCAUAAGGCCAAAGUAUUAUUAAUCAAUGCACAAAAUCAACAAACAACAUUACCUAGGAAUACACGAAUCGGAGCUCUUUCUCGUCCAUCAACAUACACAAUAUGCUUUAGUACAUCAAGUUCCACAAAACAAAAUUUAUUUUUCAAUAAACAUAACCAAUCAAAAUCCCAAGUUUCAACUAAAUCAAAAUGUAGAGCUGUCAUCAAUAAAAAUGACAACUCGAAAGAAGAAAAAUUAGAUGUCAUUCGUGAUAAUUGUAAUGAAUAUUUCUUAUCUGAAAAUGCAAAAAAUCGUUCAAAAAUUCAAGAUGUAUUAUGGCACAAUAAAAUUUUAUUUGAUCCUACACCAUCCAUUAUUAACAUUCCACCACAAUCAGCAAUCAAGACAGAUGACCAUCCACCUAUUUACUCAAAACAAUAUUCUUCUUCUUCUUCAAAAGAUCAAGAUAUUAAAUUACAAGAAACACAAAAAUUAUUAGAAUGUGGUCAAAUUGAAGAAUCAACUUCUCCAUGGUCAUCACCCAUUGUUCUUGUUAAGAAAAAAAGACAAAACAAUGCGAUUUUGCAUUGA
This is a messenger RNA of Rotaria sordida, 1581 nucleotides long. Lineage: Eukaryota; Metazoa; Rotifera; Eurotatoria; Philodinida; Philodinidae. The record is from the annotation of a GenBank genome assembly.